AAGCCAUUCCGGAUGUGCAGCUUGCACUUCUCGGACAAUUUACAUGAAUAUGGUCUUCUCAGAAUGUGUUUAUACAAAAUCGCGAGUCUGCUGAAUAUUGCCAACCUGACUCACAGCAAAGUUUGUUUUCUGUAAAUCAAGUCAAACCGAUUAUGCCUUUGACACUUAAGGUCGUAUUUAUCGGUGACACAAAGGUUGGAAAGACCUCGGUACUUCGUCGCCUUCUAGGGGAAGCUUUCGACCCGACAUUUAUAAUGACUACCGCAAGAGAAACAUUGAAGUACAAACAUUUCACAGUAAAAAAGAAUCAAGUGGUAUUGGAAAUAUGGGAUGCGCCUGGGUUUGAAAAUUUUCGAACAGAAGUUGCUUACUACAUGAAGAACACUAAGGCAGUGAUUGCUUUCUUUGAUCUUACAAAUCGUCGCAGUUACGAAAAUAUAAGCAAUUGGUUGAACUUUAUUCCAAAGCAACAGAGUGCCAGUCAAGAGAUACCAAGCUAUAUUAUUGGAAACAAAAGAGACAAAGUGCAACAGCGUUGUAUAAGCACAGAGGAAGCUAAACAUAAAGCUUUGCAGAAACAUUCUCUGUACUAUGAAACCAGUGCUAGAGAAGAUAGCGUGGAUCAUUUUAGUCAGAUCUUUCAAAACAUAGUAGAAGAUGUAGUUGGAAAGAACUCAGGAUUGAUUGUUUCUGGAAGUAAUUCUAUGGAAAACUUCCAAGGCACGCCCCAAGAACGUUGGCAUAAGAAAUGCAUUAUACUGUAGGCGUUGAUCGUUCCCUUACAGAAAUAGAAUACAUUUUCCGUUUCUUCAUUGAGUUGUAUAGAAACACGCGGGAAAGUUUGGGUGAAACGAAAAAUUACUUUCACAAGUGUUUCUAUAAAAUAACCUUUUCACAACUCACAUAUAAAAAAAUUGAUUCAUUUGUUUUAAUUA
Xenia sp. Carnegie-2017 is the source of this 935-nucleotide messenger RNA. RefSeq names its product ras-related protein Rab-10-like. Lineage: Eukaryota; Metazoa; Cnidaria; Anthozoa; Malacalcyonacea; Xeniidae. The record is from RefSeq and is a predicted model, not a curated record. The transcript is spliced from 8 exons. The coding region runs from base 153 to 764 and encodes 203 amino acids. Gene Ontology annotation, molecular function: GTPase activity; GTP binding.